GUUUGCUAUUCGAAAGCUGAAGUUUCGCUUGAAUUACGCCUAAAAGUCAAACCGAUCGUCAAAACCUAAAAUUAAAUUUGAAAAAAAAAAACAGUUGCGGGGUAAAGUUUGUGUUUAAAUCGGUAGUACUUAAACUUAGCUUUGUUGUCUUCAUGUAAUUAAAGAAAACGUAAACAUGUCACUGUCUCUGUCACCUGGUCUCUCUUUCUAACUUGUGAUUUCUGUUCGUCUAUUUCUAAUUCCUCUGUCAAAAAGGUGCUGGUGAGGCUCUGAAAAUCCGACGAUUUUCCAAAAAUCCGUCGAAAAUGUCCAAUUUUCACAAAGUGGAGGUCAACAAAACCGUCUGGGAAGUACCAGUGAGGUACCAAAUGCUAUCAACGGUGGGUUCUGGAGCAUACGGCCAAGUUUGCUCAGCUGUCGACACUUACUCAAAUAGGAAAAAAGUUGCAAUAAAGAAGUUAGCCCGACCUUUUCAAUCAGCAGUUCAUGCUAAAAGGACGUACCGAGAAUUAAAACUGCUCAAACAUAUGAGACAUGAAAAUGUCAUAGGUUUAUUGGAUGUUUUUUACCCACAACAUGAUAAUAACCAGAUUUAUCUAGUCACGCACUUGAUGGGGGCUGAUUUAAAUAACAUCAUACGUACUCAAAAACUCACAGAUGAUCAUGUCCAAUUUUUGGUAUACCAGAUCUUACGAGGGCUAAAGUACAUACAUUCUGCAGGCAUAAUACAUAGGGAUUUGAAGCCAUCAAAUAUUGCUGUGAACGAAGACUGUGAGCUAAAAAUCCUCGAUUUCGGGCUUGCCAGACCUACCGAAACCGAAAUGACCGGAUAUGUAGCAACUCGAUGGUACAGGGCACCCGAAAUAAUGUUAAACUGGAUGCACUACAAUCAAACAGUCGAUAUUUGGUCAGUUGGUUGCAUCAUGGCCGAAUUGUUAACAGGACGUACAUUAUUUCCAGGAACAGAUCACAUCCACCAACUCAACUUGAUUAUGGAAAUUUUAGGAACACCCAGUGAUGAAUUUAUGAAAAAAAUAACAUCAGAAAGUGCAAGGAGUUACAUAAAGUCGCUGUGCCCUCUACCUAAGAAAGAUUUGAAUCAGUAUUUCCUUGGAGCGAAUCCUCAAGCUGUCCAUCUGUUGAGUCUUAUGUUGGAGUUGGAUAGUGACAACAGGAUCACUGCGGAAAGAGCAUUGGCACAUCCUUAUUUAGCGGCUUAUGCUGACCCCAAUGAUGAACCUGUCUCGGCUCCUUACGAUCAAAGUAUUGAAGAUAUGAACCAUCCAGUUGAAAAAUGGAAAGAAUUAGUUUUAGAAGAGAUUAAAUCGUUCGUCUAUAUACCUCCACAAAAUGAGGAAUCGUAAAUACACGUUCAAUGCUAAUUGCUCACGAUAUAAAUGUUUGCGUUUAGAAAAACGAAAUCGAUUGGAUUUAUUUUAUUUAAAACAAGUUUAUCGAUUCGUUCAAAAAAAUUAUGAAUUGUCUUUAUCCAUCAAUAUUAAUAAUUUUUUUUGCGUUAUUUGCAGCUUUAUUGUUUAUUAAUU
Messenger RNA from Tribolium madens (black flour beetle), 1544 nucleotides. Its product is annotated as mitogen-activated protein kinase p38b-like. Gene Ontology annotation, molecular function: MAP kinase activity; ATP binding. Lineage: Eukaryota; Metazoa; Arthropoda; Insecta; Coleoptera; Tenebrionidae. The coding region runs from base 306 to 1364 and encodes 352 amino acids. Gene Ontology annotation, cellular component: nucleus; cytoplasm. Gene Ontology annotation, biological process: protein phosphorylation; intracellular signal transduction. The transcript is spliced from 6 exons. The record is from RefSeq and is a predicted model, not a curated record.